CGGCUGAGCCUGCCUGCACCACAAGCGAGUGUCGACCUGCUGAGCAGCGGCUUCGACAGUCUCUCAGCUCUACUCUGGACCGCCGACAGCUUCAAGCGAGCAGCAAGAGACGCCACGCGAGCUGACGCCGGCUGAGACGUUGCGCUCGCCAAGGCAACGCGUAGCAGCAUUGCCAAGGCGUCGUAGGGCACAGCCUGGCUGGACCCGAGCUUCGCAUAGCCCUUGCAGAGCCGUGACAACUCUCGCUCUGCUGUGUACACGCUGUCGCGCUGCCAAACAAGUCGGCUGAUCCGUGGUUUCAAUCAGCUUGCCCACGUCACCGGCUGCUUCAGCGACUUUGCACCAUACACAUCGGCUCGCUUAGCUAUCCGCCUAGCUUGAGCUUGGAUUACCAAGAUGGCAGCGGCAGCACCACCUGCAGCCUCGCGGCAGUUCAAUGUCGGCAAAGACUACCAGAUUGUCGACUGUAUCGGUGAAGGCGCAUACGGCGUCGUCGUGUCCGCCAUUCAUCUACCGACGCAACAGAAAGUGGCAAUCAAGAAGAUCACGCCCUUCGAUCAUUCCAUGUUUUGCCUGCGCAGCCUGAGAGAAAUCAAGCUGCUUCGCCACUUUCAGCAUGAGAACAUCAUCUCCAUCCUCGAUAUCAUUCGGCCAGCAUCCAUCGACGCCUUCAACGAGAUCUAUCUCAUCCAAGAGCUCAUGGAGACAGACAUGCAUCGCGUCAUUCGCACUCAAGAGCUCAGCGACGAUCACUGCCAAUACUUUCUCUACCAAACACUGAGAGGCCUCAAAGCUUUGCACUCUGCUGCGGUCUUACAUCGUGAUCUCAAGCCCAGCAAUCUGCUACUGAAUGCAAAUUGCGAUCUCAAGAUCUGCGACUUUGGCCUUGCGCGCUCAUCGAUACCCAGCCAGAACCAAGAAGGUCAAGGAUUCUUGACAGAAUACGUGGCGACGCGUUGGUAUCGUGCGCCGGAGAUCAUGCUCACUUUCAAGGAGUAUACCAAAGCAAUUGACGUGUGGAGCGUCGGUACCGUCCUCGCAGAGAUGCUCUCAGGGCGUCCUCUAUUCCCAGGCAGAGAUUAUCACCAUCAGCUCACGUUGAUACUCGACGUACUCGGCACACCGUCGCUCGAUGACUUUUACGCGAUCCAGUCGCAUCGUUCGCGCGAUUAUCUUCGAGCAUUGCCCUUCAACAAGCGCAGACCCUUCUCGACCAUCUUCCCCAAUGCCAAUCCGCUCGCCAUCGAUCUGCUCGACAAAUGUCUGACUUUCAACCCCAAAAAGAGGAUCACCGUCGAGGAGGCUUUGGCGCAUCCUUACCUUGAGCCCUAUCACGACGCAGAUGAUGAGCCCAACGCGGAUCCUCUCAGUAUCGAAUUUUUCGCAUUCGAUCAUUCGCCUACACCUCUAAGUCGUGAAGAACUGAAAGAGUUGAUCUACGAGGAAGUAUGUCACUAGACCGCUCGCAGUCCUGUUGCCUGUACAAUGAGAAGCCAUGUAGCAAGCCUGCAGGCCGGGCUCGAGCGUCCAACGUCGCAAAAUGCAUACCAACAACAUCAAAUUUGCGUGUGUCGUACAUGCUCAGAACGAAGGAGCGGCAGUG
Molecule: messenger RNA, 1603 nt
Organism: Mixia osmundae IAM 14324
Lineage: Eukaryota; Fungi; Basidiomycota; Mixiomycetes; Mixiales; Mixiaceae
Exons: 10
Coding region: 397-1458 (353 amino acids)
Biological process (GO): protein phosphorylation; intracellular signal transduction
Cellular component (GO): cytoplasm; nucleus
Molecular function (GO): MAP kinase activity; ATP binding
Source: RefSeq, a predicted model, not a curated record